Molecule: messenger RNA, 925 nt
Organism: Condylostylus longicornis
Lineage: Eukaryota; Metazoa; Arthropoda; Insecta; Diptera; Dolichopodidae
Product: NADH-quinone oxidoreductase subunit B 2-like
Exons: 2
Coding region: 122-790 (222 amino acids)
Biological process (GO): electron transport coupled proton transport; mitochondrial respiratory chain complex I assembly; aerobic respiration
Molecular function (GO): quinone binding; NADH dehydrogenase (ubiquinone) activity; 4 iron, 4 sulfur cluster binding
Source: RefSeq, a predicted model, not a curated record
GCAGCAACUACUAUGACGUUUUUUUGCAAAAUAUUGAAGUUACAUAAAUAAGUUUUGAAAUAUACUUAAAUUUUCAUAUUUUGGUAAAAAUAUACCAAAAAAUUAAGACGUAUAUUUAACCAUGUUGCGUUCUGCAGUUUGUCGUUUAAACAAUGCCCCCAAAUUAUUAGCAACGAAUGAUAUUAACUCAUUGUUGAAAGGUUCAAUGGGACCUGCAUUAAAUGUUGCUUUGGCAAAGAGAAACCAAACUAUGCCGGUUGUAAAUCCAGACAAUCCGUUACCUAAAAAGGGGUAUUCACCGUUUGGAACGCAACAAAAAAGUAGUGCAGAGUGGGCACUAGCUCGUUUAGAUGAUUUACUAAAUUGGGGCAGAAAAGGUUCAAUAUGGCCAUUAACAUUCGGAUUGGCUUGCUGUGCUGUAGAAAUGAUGCAUAUAGCUGCUCCAAGAUAUGAUAUGGAUCGAUAUGGUGUUGUAUUCAGAGCUUCCCCACGUCAAGCUGAUGUUAUAAUUGUUGCCGGAACAUUAACAAAUAAAAUGGCACCAGCCCUACGAAAAGUGUAUGAUCAAAUGCCGGAACCAAGAUGGGUUAUCUCAAUGGGAAGUUGCGCUAAUGGUGGAGGUUAUUAUCAUUAUUCAUAUUCUGUAGUAAGAGGUUGUGAUCGUAUAAUUCCUGUUGACAUUUAUGUCCCCGGUUGUCCACCAACAGCUGAAGCGUUAAUGUAUGGAGUAUUGCAAUUGCAGAAAAAAGUUAAAAGAAUGAGAACCUUACAAAUGUGGUAUAGGAAAUAAAUUAGUUGAAUCAAAUAUAUAAAUCGAAAAUGUUGACUUUCUUUUCCCAAUUAUUGGGUGAUACGAAAACCGAACAUGUUUAUUUAAUCAUAUUAAGUUUUCUCUUAUAAUAAAUAUGUACCUUAUCAAAUAUAA